AAAAAAGAGUUAUGGCAACUUCAACUAAUAAUAUCAGAUGGUGUAUGUGAAGAUCAUGAAACUCUCAAGUCUCUUGUCAGAAAAGCAACUGAAGCACAAAUAAUGGUUGUAUUUAUAAUUGUCGAUAAAAAAUCAGAAAAAGAUUCUAUAAUAUCGAUGAAUCACGUCAAAUAUAAAUCAGUAAACGGACUAAUGACACUUAGUAUGGAAAGAUAUCUAAAUACAUUUCCAUUUGAAUAUUAUGUAGUCUUAAGAGAUAUCAAUGCAUUGCCAGAAAUUCUUGCUGAUACACUAAGAACUUUAUUUUAA
Messenger RNA from Dentiscutata heterogama, 309 nucleotides. Lineage: Eukaryota; Fungi; Glomeromycota; Glomeromycetes; Diversisporales; Gigasporaceae. The record is from the annotation of a GenBank genome assembly.